Molecule: messenger RNA, 8802 nt
Organism: Bombus terrestris (buff-tailed bumblebee)
Lineage: Eukaryota; Metazoa; Arthropoda; Insecta; Hymenoptera; Apidae
Exons: 9
Coding region: 3224-6949 (1241 amino acids)
Source: RefSeq, a predicted model, not a curated record
GAGGUCGCGUGAGAGCGCGCGCGCUCGCGCACAUACACGCGAGAAAACGAAACAGAGGCGGAGGAGAGUACAACAGGGACCUCGUUGUCGAUGUAAAUUUUUUAAGCGGCCGGCUCGCGUGCAUCCGUGCAUCGGCCAGUUUAAUUAGAAGCGAACGCCACUAUUAUUUCCACGCUCGUCGACGCAGGCCAACAGUAAACGUUCAAGCCGCGAACGUUUAAGUCCCUUCAAUGAUUUAUUUCCUUUUCCAAUUUGCGCGACAAUGCGACCAUGCGUGUACCGGUGUGCCACUCGCUUCGCUGUUUCAUUCGGUGUGCACGUUUUCUGUAGCCGAGGCUUUUGUGUGCCGAGAAAUUGUGGCCAUGGUAACAUCGUCGAAUUCAUCGUUGGAGAAAGACAGAAGGAAAAAAAACACGAGGAUUAAAGAGAAAAGAAUCACGGAUACAAUGGAGAAAAAGAAACCACGCGUUCUACGCGAUUAAAGAAACGGCAAUGGUCUCUUUAGAAUGGUAUCCGCACUGGUGCAAGAUGUACACUUUACUUACAAUGAAGGUGUAUAUUUUGAUUAAAAUGUGAAACGUAUAAAACUGUAAAAGAUAAGUUGACAAUUAAGACGUGGCUUUUGUCUUAAUUUGUAGACGUUAUUGAAAUUGUUAAAAAUGGAAUUUAUCGAGCUAAUUGUAUUAUACACGUAUUUGUAUUAAUGUGUUUAAAUCUUACUGAAAUAAUUAUGUCGGCGAACCCUUGUCUUUUUCACUGAUGUAAAACGUCAAAUGAAGUAUAUAUACAGUGAAGUAUAUAUUUAUAUUUUUCACUGGAUAAAUUUAUAGUUUUGAGGAUAUAUAUUGUUCAAUUGGUGUACGUUCUAUCAUAUAGUAGCUAUGUCGAUUGAAGGAAAUGCGAGAACGCGUAAUGUACGCGGAAAACCACGAGGAUGGUGUACUCGAGAAAACCAACUUGCGUUUCAGGAAUUACGAGCGGUUUCUUGUCUGUUGUAUUUUCCAUGAUGUUUUCUCAGAAGAUCAUUCGUCGCGUCCUUUUUAUCGAUCUAUCAAAAUCUGUCUCAUUUAACUACAGUUUUAUUAGAAAUUAAUCAGAACCGGAAUUCAAAUCAGGGCCAUGUAACUUAAAUUUCAUUGCUUCACUCACACUCUUCCUGAUUAUUAGAAGAAAAUAUACUUGAAAUAAGAAAUAUCGAAAAAUAAUCGGAAAAUUGUUCAAAUUUUUUGCAAUUCGAAUUCUUAAUACAACAAAUAACAAAUUUUAUGAAUUAAAAUUCCUCAGUUUGAAGAUAUGGAAAUUAUGAAAAAUUAUCAUCGGUUUUAUUCGAACCAAUGUUAAAAAUAUUGUUACAUAAAACUUUCGUGUAUUUAUAAAAUUUUCGUUCAUUGAAAGGUAUCGUUCCCACCUCUAUUCUUCAUUUUCUACCGUGUUUUCUAAACAGAAUCGCAGUUUCGCGAAAGCGCAGUGUCGUGUUAUGCGCGCCAUAUUUAUCAUUACAUAUCGGUGGCAAAAUACGCACAAGCAUUAAUUACAUUCGUACAGACGGUAAUUUCCAUGGUAAUUUGAGCGUUUUUCGAUGCACCGAAUAUAACGUAUUCAUAUCACGCGGCCGCGUUCAUCGUGAACACGCGAUACAUAUAUCGGGGCCAUGAUGUUCGCAAUAUUUGACAAAUAUUCAUAGAAUUCUUCUUUUAAGCUUGCGGAUGGAUAGACAUUCAAAAUAUUUAUUGAACGUGCUAUAAAAAUAUGGAAUAUAUUUUUGGUCGUGCGCCACGUUUGUUUUCGGUGUUCUCUGAAUAUUCUGCGACGCGGGAACGCACGCACGCGCGCGCGCUCGCGAGCGUAAAAAUACAUCGUGCGAUAACUGCGCCUCGCGAUAACAGUCGCGAAUGUUUCCCGAUCUCUCAUAACCAAACCUUCGGCCUCCCUCGAUUCGGCAAUGACAACUAACCCCGGAAAAUUCCAAAUUGUACAAGUUCCAAAGUAAACGUUACCUUUCGCUGCUUCGACAAUGUGACUAACUGGACCAUCGCAUCGUCGCGAACUUUUGGUAUUACUGGGUCACGUGGACAUUCGUUUCCUACAUCGCCGUCAUACACACAGAGGAUCGUGAACAUUCGUGUAAAAUUUUAUUACAGCUACGGAUAGUUUGAUACUCGGCAUUUGAAAAUGUAUUUUUCUGGUGAACGAACUAUUUGCAUGAGUUAAGCGAGUUAAAUGGAGUGUGAGAGAUGCGUGGUUGAAAAAGCAUUCGGAUUGAGUUUAUGUCAGAAACUUCUUGACGAAACAUUGCGAAACAUAUAAUUAUUUCUUUGAUAAUUAAUGUAUGUUCAAAGUUGUUCCAAAGAAAAUUCUAAGCUUUUGUCUGAAUGGUCUAUACAAUCUAAAAUAUCUGUGCCAUCUUCUUGUCUUUUAAAUAUAUUUGUACCAUUAAAUUACUGAAAUAUAUAGGUAUAUUUUAAUUGUUAUAAUUUCGGAAUAAAUAGUUAUACAAAUAAAUGAAUGCACACGCUUUAAGGAAUUUGAUAGUGCAAAUAUAUUUUAAAAAUGAGACAAUAUAUGAUAUCCGUUGUGAGAGAUUAAGUACCAAACUAUAUAAUAAAAUAAUUCCAUCGUAGAUUGAGAAUCAUAGUGGUGUAUUGCUCGUCUACUGCUAGUCUUCAUGAAAUAGUAUCCUACGUUUAUUAUUGUAAAUUGAUCAUAUUUUUCUAUUUAGAACACGAAAACGUCCCGACGGCAAAGAAUAAAGUUAUAGCUUAAUCGAUUAUGAAAUUAAAGUUCGCUAUGUGUAAAAAUAACUCGUACCGUAGACAGCGACAAACAACUCGCUUAAUAAUCAAAAAUCUACCUUAUACGUAUAUUUCAUCAUGUCUGACGUUAAACGCACAUAAACGUUUGCAGAGAGCGCAUUACGCAUUUUACCGGACACAAUGAACCCAUAGAGCGAACGUGGCAAAGCAGCGUGACCGUCGCAGAUUGAUAAUAAUGCGCUAAAAAACGAAUCACCCUUAGCCUAUCCACCACAAGUAUUCUCCAGUCUGUGAUCUCGAUCGACCGUGAUUAAUUUAUUUCAGAGAUUACCGGCCAUUUGUACGUGCCCUUUGGCCUGCGUCAAUAAUACCGGUAAUACACUAUGAUCGUCGAGCCGUUCGGUAAUCGCACACCCGCUCGAAAUAAACGUGCUGCAUGCCGGUAGAUUUCAGCGCGGGGCAGCCGCUUGAUGGAUUUCAACGGGAACGUUUACGCCGACGAACAACGAAAUCGAUCGGAAGAAUCGCGGCAGGGCACAUUCGACGACAACGACAUCGAAAAAAUUCAGCAGCUGACAAACGAGAAGAAAAGGAAGCAAGGAACCGGCCCGAUAAGAUCGAACGAGUCGGUGAAAAACGGUGGCGAACGGGAUUUCCACCGAAAUCAGCAAUAUCGAAGGGGGAACCAGCAGAGAGAAAAUUACGCGAAAAUGUACGAACAUAGAAAAGAUUCGAGCUACCAGGGAACCUGUCCCGAUAGAAACACGAGCAAUUUCACGGGUGAAAAUAUUUGGCAAAACGGAAAUCCAAAUCUGUCUUAUGAUAAUUAUGGGAACGCCGUGAUUGAAUACGAUGCAAAUAGAGCUAAUGAUGCGUACAGAAACUGCAAAAGCGGAAUAAACAUCAGCGUUGUCUCGCGGCAGCCAACGUGUGAAAAUGUUGGAAUGGAAAAACCGGUGUACAACGUUUCUUUUAAACACUGCUAUAACAACACCAAUCAAAGAUCUGAUCAGAAACGAAGAAGAUUCUUUUCCAGGAGCAAACCAAAAUCCGGUAAAAAGAGCAAACAAAUUGCUGGAAGCCCUCACAACUACCGUUGCACCUUUGAGAACUGUUGCGGGAACUGCGAACCCUACGCUGUGAAAAGACAGGACGACGACUGUGGCUCGUGUAAAAAGUGGCAGAACACGGAUUUAUCUUCUAAAAACGAGUGCUUCGACGAUUGUUACUGCCCUCUCGAUGUGAAUUCUCAACAACCCUGCGUAGUUUACGAAGAAAACGAGCCAAAAUGCGAUUUCCCUCCCGACGAUUGUCACACGUCCAGCAAACAGUGCCUGCAGCGCGUCCAUUUCGCAGGAACUGAAAAUUGCGCGAGAACUGAUCAUUCUUCGUGUUCGUUCUGCUCGAGAAAGUGCACACCGUCCAAAGCGAGCUUGUUCGUGGAAAUCGGCGAAAGCGUGGCAAACGUGAGCAACCUGACUUCCGCUCAAGCGUUUCAAUGCGACGAUUCGAUGGGAUUAUUGAAAGACGACGCUCCGAGGAAAGAAUACAGCGCCGUAAAAAGGAACAAGUCUGACUUGUUGAGGUGUCGUAGUAAAUCGAAGAAGAGCGAGCCGAAGUGCAGUUCCAGUUGUAAAGGUCGGCCAGGUGCCAUGGAACGCACCUGUUCGGAUAGAAUCGCGAGCAUGAACAUGUAUCUUGACGAUUACACGAUCGAACAGAUGCCCGAGGAACCGUUCAGCCCUGAGAUGAUAGGCAUCGUGCAGUCAAACGUGAGUUUUCAGGACCUACGUGAUUGCAAAGCGCAAACGGAGAGUGACAUGUACAUCAAAAGAAAGACAACUGGUUGUAGUCAGCAAUGCGAAACAGACGAACGUUCGUUAUUGGACGAUAUCCGAAAACAGGUACAGGAAACGUAUAAAUGUUUCGUCAAAAUGGUGACAACGAGUAUCGGCCAGAUUGUGAAACAAUCUUCGAAAUUGAAACGUUCGAAGAAGAGCACGAAGGAUCGUUCCACGUGUGGAACAUGCAUGAAAAAUUGCGAAGAAAAUACAUGUGCCAACCAAUGCAAUCAGUCAAAAUUGUACAACGAAUGCAUGUACGAAGGGACGUGCUGGCAAGGAAUAAUAGGACAGGAAUCAAACAACUGCGAUAUGCAUUGCUGUGGAAACGUCUGUUGCGACGGCCUCGCUGGAUUGCCUGAAUGUCAAACACCUAUGUGUCAAAUUCAACACCUGUCUUCAGAUGAUUGUUGGAAACCUAACUGCGACACGCAAGAACAGAUUCAAUCAGUGAGGGAGUGCUAUUUUGAUCCUAGCAGAAACGCUCACAGAAACGUAUAUCCUCCUAACAAAGCAGCCCCUAAAGAAAUACCAUGCCCCAAACACAGUAGCGUUCGCAAAAAGGGUGGUGGCGAUACUUCCAAUCAACAGAAAAAACAGCCGACUCUGAACAAGCGUAGUGAACCAUCGGGAGUGUAUAAUCGUGAAAAUAUCAGUACGAAAAGUCAAGUAACUAAGCAACAAAAUCAGGCGACGGGUCAAUUUAUUCCUCAAGACCAACAAACGGAUAGAACUAACAUACAACUAGACGUGAGCGUUCAAGCGAAUUCCAUUCGCGCGGUACUCGAUCCUACGACUGCUCCUUACAUCACAGAAAGUAUCGAGUAUCACAAGAGAAUAAGAACCGCGAACCGAUUAGAACCGUAUGCAGAUGAAAGAAGGGUGCCUCCUCAAAGAAAAGAGUGUCCUAGAAUUCAAGAAACAGAAUCCACAUUGCACUCUUCUUCCAAAGAAAACUUGAAGACACCGAAAAAAUCAGUUGCUUCGUCAAAAAAGAAAGGUUCGUCGAAUUCUGUGACGCCAAAACAGGCACCCGCGUCUCUGAAUCUAAGACAACCAUUCACGCCUGGGAGACCGGAAGUCAAUGCUAGAACAGGGGUAUCGACUCCAAGAAAAGAUGUACAAAGAGACGUGGUAAAGCAAGAAAGAAUGAGAUCAAAAUGCACGGUGAUCGGAAAAGGUGUCCAAUGUACGCUGAUCAGGGAAGUGCGUGUAAUAUGUUCAACUGUGCCGGAGGUGACUGGUCCGGUAGCAGAUCUUUGUUCGUGCAUCCCGAAGAAAGGAAUGGUACGUCCAGAUAAACCACCAUCCAAAAUUUCUCAAAUGGGAGAAGAAAGUCCUCCUGCGACUGAUGUAGCUAUGGACGCACCUGAUGCAACUAUGGACGUACCUGAUACAACUGUGGAUAUACCUGAUGCAACUGUGGACGUAUCUGAUGCAACUGUGAACGCACCUGAUGCAACUGUGAACAAAUCUGAUGCAACUGUGAACGCGCCUGAUGUAAUUCUGAACGCAUCUAAUGUAACUGUAGAACCAAAUGUUGAAGAACCUGUGGAGGAGAAUGCACCUGUGGUUCAGUCAUCUAUAGAAACGCCGUUUAUAGACGAGGAUGAAACGACCGUAGAUGCAACCGAUGGUCCUACAGACAGCGAAGCAACACAUACAGACACACCCGCGAUUGAAACAACCACAGCAGAGUCAUCCACAGAAGAAGCACCCGCGAGAAACCUUGAAGUAUUAGAAACUUCUAAUGUAACUGAAACAGCCGAAGUUCCCAUACCAGAUGAAUCUACGAUAUACGAAGCUGCCAUGGACACGCCAAAGAAACCUGAAGAAGAAUUGAUUGUAGCGCCAAUAGUCGACGAGGUGACCGAUGUCGACAAUCGUGAAGCACCGAUCGAGUUCUCGAAAGAUUUUAACGGGAAGAAAAUGUACGUGAGCGUGCAGAUGCAAACGUCGAACACGAUUCUGACGCAGAUCUUAUCCGAGUUUCAAGUAGGCAACAAAAAACGGCAGGUACUGAUGAGUAUUAAAUUGCACUCGAACCUGGAUGGAAAUGGCGAGGAUGAACAACAAUCGUCAGGAUCGAACGGUAGCGAAGUGGCGGCCGCUGAAAGACAGUCUCCGAGAUAUGACAACCACGAUUAUCAGAGACGAAUAAGACGAGUUACCGUUAGUCCAUCCGUGUAUCGUCGAACGUUGACAACGAGGGGUACAUACGAUUCAUCGACGUACGCGUCCGUCAACCAGGCGACUUAUGAGAGGACUGAAACAAAUUAUUCGCCAGAGAAUGAAAACAGCACGACCAAUGGGACGAAUCAUGUGUGCGGACCUUGCGGAAAGAAGAGGCGAUGAUUCAAUCGGUGUUAACGAAGCUUAUAGCCAAGAGAUACGCCGGACAUCCUUGUGAAGCUACCAGUACAAAUUAUCAUUUUGAACGAUGCUUGACCCCAAAAAGUGGUUACUUACCAAAACUUUAAAAAAUGUAUUUAAAUAAAUAUCCUUACAAAUAACGUAACAUGUAUCAGAACAAAAAUGUCAUUUAAAGAUUACAGGAAAGAUAGAUAUCAGGUAUAAUCUAUCUUAUUAAACGCUCCUUCAAAGAUACAAGAAUAACAAAGAGACAGUUCUUACAAAGAAAAUUACUAUAAAAUACAAUAAUAAUGGCUAAGAAUACAAUUUUUAAGUCCAAACACACUUCCACUGAUGAUGAAGAAGGUUCGAUAAAGAGAUUAAAAGAACUUGGAAACGCAUCCUUGCUAAGGUCAGAAAUAGAAUACAGUCAAGGAUCGAAUUACGAGAUGACGAGUGGAACUAAAGACGCUUCGACUGAAUUACGCAUCGAAACCGAUGACGUACAAAUAACCACGGAAAUAUAUUCCAUGACGGAUCUGCCGUCCUCGUUACAAGCCGACGAAGAAAUAGAACCAGGACCUGAAACGAUCGUACCAGAGUAUUACGGGGACCAAUGUACGAUACUUCGCGCGUACAGAUGCAAAGGCGUGAACGUAACAGAAGCGGAUUUUCCCCAAAGCUGUCGACGAAAAAUCUCCUCAGACCAAUCCUACCAAUUGCUCCAAAAGAACGGCAAAGGUGAAGAUGUUCGUUUGUUUCGUCUAGUAGCGACGAUUCCGUGUAUACCAAUUGAUAUGAUCAAAAUGCAAUUCGGCAGUCCUAUGUGUCAAGAAACGUGUCCAAAUAUAACCAUAGCCGAAUGUUCGCAAACCGAAGACACGGUAUGCUUGAAAUCGGAAGAACAGGACGACGAUCUAGAAAUAGUCACGACGUCCACAAUUUCGAUGUUGCAAGAGGAGCUUGCAAGGAAGAGGAGCUUAUCGACGGUGCAGGAAUCGGAGGAGGAAAAUGACAAAAUUCUCGAAACGGUAUGUACCGAUGAAAAACAAAAUAAAAAACGAAAUGAAAGGCGAAGUGUGUGUGUUGGCCCAGCGGAUUCGCUUCCUGCUGAUAAAGAAACCAACACGAAUUCGCGAAAACCACGCAGGAAUAUAUUUGAAACAGAAACGAUAAUAUCGAAUCGUUCGUCUAUCUGGUUCGAGAGGCCGCGAAUUGAAAAGAAUCGCAGAGCGAUUUGUGCUCGAAUGAACGAAAGCUGUUCUUCGAACGCUAGAGUAAGCGGCCACCUUUCCUACUGUGCUAAUGUUCGCCCAUCGGCCAGCCAUUGUAUGACGCAAUGCGAAAUACUUAGAAACAGUCCAAGAUUUACUUGUUCGACUGCCACUGAGAUAAAUUCUUGCGAACCGUUUGCCAAUAGUUGGUGCCACGUUCUAUCGAGCAGAUGGAGAAAUCCGAACGAAUAUUGGUCGACAACAGACUGUUGGACCCCCAAAAGCCAUCAGCUCGGCAGGAUAAAUAAUACCUACGGGUGCUCGAUAACUGGAGAAUCGCUCGAGAUUUGCGCGCAGUACUCUCCGAAUUGUAACAAUGCGUGCGGUCGAUAUUACUUAAAUGUCAACAAAGCCUACAAUACCAGUGGAAGGAACUAUCCGUGCAACAGUGCAUAUAAUACUUGGAACACGAAUAUGUAUCGCAACACAGCUACAAAUCAGACAUUCCGUCACACUCCUGCUAGUUAUUGUUACUCUUUUAACUCGUGGUGCUGACAUGGUAUUUAAGCUGGAUCAAAACUGUAAUUAUUCGACAACGUAAUUUUUAUGUUCACGAUGCCACGAUACCGCGGCUGUUCAUAA